Messenger RNA from Racocetra persica, 605 nucleotides. The record is from the annotation of a GenBank genome assembly. Lineage: Eukaryota; Fungi; Glomeromycota; Glomeromycetes; Diversisporales; Gigasporaceae.
AUGUCUAAAAAGCCAGUUACAAAACCAGUUAAUGAUUUAAUAAGUUUUUGGUCUACCCAACAAAAAGAAAAAAUUACGGAACAAAUUUCAUCGCAAAAAUACUCUGAACAAUUACCUUCAAAGUCAUCGAUCAAUAAUAAUCAUCAUUCUAGUUCGAGUUUAACAAAUACUCCACCUUCUGUACCUACCGUGAUCGUAGAAGACUCAAAUUCUGUGAAUAAUGAAAAUGGAAAUACUGAUAAUAAUUCCAAUAAUAGUCUUUCAAAUAUAGACUUUGUGAAAGAUAGCAGUCUUUCGAUAGUUGGCAUAAAAACUAUUCAAAAUCAAAAUGAUCGAGGGAGAAUGAAUUGGGAUUCUUUGCCACAAAACGCAACCACAACAAUAAUUUCUCGAAAAAAUUCUGUUCCACCAAAAGAUAUUUCUUUUCUCAAUAAACCAUUUAGUCCAAAGCAAAUUCAACGUGGAUCAAUGCCACGAGAGAAAAAAGUAUCAAAUUUGGUGUCUAGAUUUGAAAAUGUUACUUCUCCUCCUUCGUCACCAACGAGACGAUCAGAUAUAACUACAGAACAAAUAAAUUUACCACCAACUGUACCUCUGACAGCUUU